AUGUCCAGACAGCCAGGUAGCAUACAAUCGCCAUAUUCUUACUCGCACCAGCAUCAGCUGUCUCGCUCGGCUUAUCCUACAUUUCUCUCUUUACAAGAAACGAUCAAGCUGCAAUUAACAUGGGCAUGCAGUGGUAUUCUUGAUGCCUUUCGGUGGGAUAUCGUUGUGAAGACUGCUACAAGCGACCGUGAAAUUCGCUCAAAUAUUCUCAAGUCCUUACUACUCAAUUCGUUGUCCUUAACCUCUAUCUACGGGUUCGACUUGCUUCUACAACCUCUCGUGCAUAACCACCCAAGCUGGCUUCACCGCAAUGUUGGAUGGUUCUAUCGUGUCCUUUGGCUGUUCCCAGUCGUUGGAGUAUCAUACUAUCUUAAUAGUUCCUGGUGUAAUCUUAUCGCGAAACGGUCCUUUGUCCUUCAGCAUGGGAACCGUGGAUCACAUCAGCAGCCAGUUACUUAUCACGGUAUGCUGACUAUGCUCGCAACGUCUGCAUACCGUGCUGUAAUGAUCCUUACUUCUGUCAUCGUGUCGCUGGCAUUGGGUUCAAUACCAUUUGUUGGAUCGUGGAUUAGUUUUGCAUUUAUGUGCUGGGUUAAUGCAUAUUAUUGCUUUGAGUUUGUCUGGGUGGCGCGUAAUUCGUCCUUGGCCCAAAGAGUGCGUCAUCUAGAAGAGCGAUGGGCAUACUAUUUCGCGUUUGGCUUUCCAUCCGCUGUGAUAUGUACGUGUGGAAGUGGACUGGCGAACGCCGCAUUUUUCGCACUUAUGUUCCCUGCCUUCAUCAUCAUGGCCAUGCACGCACGGCCCGUUCCACAGGAUCCUUACAAUCCUGCACCCUCCACGGAGCCUACGAACACUGUGCGAUUUCCCUCGCCACUCAUUCCGAUUAGGAUGCCGGUCUUUACCAUUGUCAUUUGGUUGAAUGAUCUCAUCGUUAGAGUGCUAAGUGUCGGUGGCAGCGCUGGUGUUCGACACCACAGAACGACAAGCGACACUACCGAACAGGCAGAGGAAGGGACAGGUGUUGAAUUAAGACACAUCGGUCGUACAGCGAGAGGGCCUUCCCAUGCUGUUCAAGCAAGGAGUGUUGGAGCAAGACUACCGAGUAAUGGAAAGGCGCCUAUUUCUGGGAGACGAAAGAAGGACUGA
Messenger RNA from Suillus bovinus, 1146 nucleotides. RefSeq names its product etoposide-induced protein 2.4-domain-containing protein. The coding region runs from base 1 to 1146 and encodes 381 amino acids. The record is from RefSeq and is a predicted model, not a curated record. Gene Ontology annotation, cellular component: endoplasmic reticulum. The transcript is spliced from 6 exons. Gene Ontology annotation, biological process: macroautophagy. Lineage: Eukaryota; Fungi; Basidiomycota; Agaricomycetes; Boletales; Suillaceae.